AGGGACCCUUACUCUGCACAUGACGGUCAGCUGACUGCAGCCGGAAGCUUUCAGAAAGCAGAUAACCAUAACAACAAGUCCUCAUACACAAAACUUGAAUUUUUCAGUUAUUUAUGAUUGUUGAUCAUGGAGUCGACCCUCGAACAGCAUCUUGAUGACACCAUGAAAAAUCCAGCAGUUGUCGGUGUGCUUUGCACGGAUCAACAAGGACACAACCUGGGCUGCCGUGGCUCCCUGUCUGAUGAACAUGGCGGGGUUGUGUCAGUUUUGUCCAAACAAGCUGCAGCUCUGAUCAAAGACCCAACAGACUCUCCGACUGUGUGCCUGGAGUCGGAGUCAGGAAACAUUCUGGUGAGGAGUCAUGGCACCAUCACAGUAGCAGUUCACAAGAUAGCAUCUUGAAGAUGACGCGACUCAGUGAAUUGUUUUACUGUAAAGAAAUGUACAUGCAAACACACACAGAAGUAUAAUCACACAAUCUGAAUGAACUUCUGGAGUUUCCACACAUCUGUUGCGUUUUCUGUAUACUCAGAUCCCAUAUUUAAACACACUUGCUAAUUUUUAAUACUUGCAGUGUGAUCUUUUCUUUUAUUAAAAGAAAUAUAUACCAAUCUAUCUGUAAUGCUAUUUUAUUGUCAUGUACAAAUUAGGCCCUGUAUCAUGUUAUGUCCAGCCAUGGUAAUGCGUUGUGUGUCUUUUUGUGAACAUCCAUAUCUGUCAAUCCAAGGCAGUCAUGCACAGAAUAGCAAUCCUUAAUAAACUUUAACUUGACUUUG
Molecule: messenger RNA, 776 nt
Organism: Siniperca chuatsi (mandarin fish)
Lineage: Eukaryota; Metazoa; Chordata; Actinopteri; Centrarchiformes; Sinipercidae
Gene: lamtor5
Product: late endosomal/lysosomal adaptor, MAPK and MTOR activator 5
Exons: 4
Coding region: 127-402 (91 amino acids)
Biological process (GO): positive regulation of TORC1 signaling; cellular response to amino acid stimulus
Cellular component (GO): Ragulator complex; lysosome; cytoplasm
Molecular function (GO): guanyl-nucleotide exchange factor activity
Source: RefSeq, a predicted model, not a curated record